This is a messenger RNA of Acyrthosiphon pisum (pea aphid), 1029 nucleotides long. RefSeq lists its product as uncharacterized. The transcript has 3 exons. Gene Ontology annotation, cellular component: nucleus; transcription regulator complex. NCBI's taxonomy places the organism in Eukaryota, Metazoa, Arthropoda, Insecta, Hemiptera, Aphididae. The record is from RefSeq and is a predicted model, not a curated record. The coding region runs from base 1 to 792 and encodes 263 amino acids. Gene Ontology annotation, biological process: regulation of transcription by RNA polymerase II.
AUGGUUUUAGGUUUUACCAAGGUUAUUUCGUCACCUGCCUGUCUUUGUUCUUUAUAUUUUGCUCUUAUUAGAUCCAUUUUAGAAUACGAGGUUAACGUUUGGCUCCCAUACUUUGCUAAGGAUCAGCUGCGUCUCGAGCGAGUCCAGUAUAAAUUCCUUUCUUACGCUACACGUAAGCCCGUUUUGGGCGAGGAAGCACAGGUGGAUCUUCAUUUUCCGUGGGAAAUAUUGUACAACUUCACUCUUCCUGGCUAUUCUAGGAAGGAUGAGAUGGAAAUAGCAUGGAACGAAGUUGGAAAAACUGUGAAUAUGACAGCGGCGGAAUGCAAAGAAAGGUGGAAGAAUAUUCGAGCGGUUUUUGUGCGAAACAUGAAACCUGCCCCAAGUGGCGUAGGAGCGAAAACAAAGAGGACAUAUUAUUUAAUGGAAUCUAUGCAAUUCAUAGUACCAUAUAUAAAGGCAUCAGGUGCACCUUCAGGAAAUCUACCAAACCCACCAGAACAAAAAGAAGAUAAGGAAUCUGAAGAAAAUGAUUCGACCGCCAACGGAGAAAACGUUUUGGAACCGCAUUGUUCAUUUCAACAACCGCCAACCACAUCUAUACCAUAUCUUCACCGUCACCAUUACCUACACCACUACAUACAACUGAAAUGUCUCAAAGCAAGAAGAACACUACUCACAGUCAACCUGAGUCUUUUCCAUCAAAUAUGCCAAACCGAAAACGUGGGUUUAAGAACCCAGUUGAUAAAGCAUUCCUCGAAUACUUCGAAAUCAAAAGAGCCAGAGCGCUAAAUUCAGAUGAUCAUAUAAAGCCGGAUCCAAAAACAGAAGGUUUGAAAAUGUUUUUACUUAGCAUGCUACCAGAUCUUCUCAAAAUGUCAGACGAAGGAGUACGACUUUUCAAGCGAAGAGCCCUGCAGUCUGUUGAUGACAUUUUAUCACACAGUUUCGAGUACACACCAUCAAAUACAUUUUCAGCCUCAUCUACACCUUCGACUCACUCUGAAAUGAUGUAUAUACCUCAGGAUG